GUUCCAAACCCGCCAACCCGUGACCUGUAUAUUUAAAUGGGUCGUGUUUGGGUUGACAUAUUUUGACCCGUCAACCCGCGACACGCCAACCCACACAUGACAUGUUUAACUGUGGUGUCGAUUUCUUAUUGAUAAUUACAGCAGCGCCUUUUCUUCUCUACGGGUUAUCGUAUGUUCUAUGAUCUCUUGAUUCGUUCCACCGGGUUCCAUUAACGAAACGAGUAAUCAUGUAUGUAUUUCGGAAGAUGUUUUUUAAUCGAACUCUCAUUCGCCAUUUUCACAAACAGAGACCUCACAAGCCUACCAAGGCUCUCCUCCGAAAACGAAUACCUUUCGUCACUGACCUCAAAGACAUUCAAAGCCCAGAUGAAGCUCUCGCUCUCUUCCACGAUUACUGCGAAACUGGCGGUUUUAAGCACGACUACCCUUCUUAUUCUUCCCUCAUUUACAAACUUGCACGUAGAAGAAACUACGAAGCAGUCGAAACCCUUCUUCAACAACUCCAGCACUAUAACGUUAAAUGUAAAGAAGCUUUGUUCAUCGGAUUAAUUCAGCAUUACGGAAAGUCUGGUUUACCUGACAAAGCCAUCGAAUUGUUUCGGAAAAUGCCGUCGUUUGAUUGCUACCGUUCAUUACAGUCAUUAAAUACAAUUCUCAAUACAUUGCUCGAGAAUGGAAGGUUUAAUGAUGCCGAUGAGAUGUUCAAGUCUUGCUCCAAAAUGGGAUUUCGACCAAAUGCGGUGACAUUUAAUAUCAUGAUCAAGGGGUGGCUUGCAAAGGGCGAGUGGGAUGAAGCACGUAAGGUGUUCGAUGAAAUGCAUGAGAGAGAGGUCGAACCUACAGUUGUAACUUACAAUUGUCAAAUCGGAUUUUGGAGUAAAAGGGGCAAGUUUUCCGAGGCUAAGACUUUGUUUGAUGAAAUGAUUCGGAAAGGGAAAAAACCAAAUGCUAUAUCAUAUGCCUUGUUAAUGGAGUGUUUGUGCUCACAAGAAAAGUUCAAGGAAGCGAAAAAGAUAAUGUUUGAUAUGGAAUACCAAGGCUGCAAAACACGGCUUGUGAAUUACGGAAUCUUGAUGAACGAUCUUGCUAAAAGGGGAAACUUUAAUGAAGCUAAAUCUUUACUUCUUGAAAUGAAGAAAAGGCGAAUUAAGCCGGAUGUUGUAAUGUACAACAUAUUGAUCAAUUAUUUAUGCAAGGAAAGUAAAGUUGGGGAAGCUUACAAGAUCUUGGUUGAGAUGCAAGUUGAUGGUUUUGAGCCAAAUGCAGCCACAUAUAGAAUGAUAGUUGAUGGUUUUUGUAGAAAUGGAGAAUUUGAUGAGGGGUUGAAGGUUUUAAACGCUAUGAUGAUGAGUAAUCAUUGUGCGCGUGUGGAAACAUUUUGUUGUUUGGUUGUUGGGUUGAUUAAGAAUGGGAAGAUGGAAGAUGGUUUGUUUGUUAUGGAGGAGAUGGUGAAAAGACGAAUGUGCCCUGAUUUGGGGUCUUGGGAAGCAUUGGUUGCAAGCACUUGCGGUGGGGAUAAAAAUGGGCAUGUGAUCGUCACUGACUUGGUUUCAUCAAGCUAAUAACCCCCGUUGCUUAAUAUGGGGCAAACUCAAAACUCAAAACUCAAAACAAAUGUUAUAUGGUUAAUAAUUCAAUACACAAAUUAUGACAUACUUAUGUAUCAAACCAAACAAUCAUUCAUCAAGAUUUAUAAUUUUGUUUGAAUCUUUACAAA
Messenger RNA from Lactuca sativa (garden lettuce), 1717 nucleotides. Its product is annotated as Tetratricopeptide repeat (TPR)-like superfamily protein. Gene Ontology annotation, molecular function: protein binding. Lineage: Eukaryota; Viridiplantae; Streptophyta; Magnoliopsida; Asterales; Asteraceae. The record is from RefSeq and is a predicted model, not a curated record.